AUGUUGGCCGACGUCUACAAGCAACUCAUUAACAUGAUUAUUGGAAUGUUUGUAGAUCAAGGAAGCCGUCUUUUUGCAGGUUCUACAAUUGAAGGAGUGGAUAAACAGGUUGAGGAGGCCUGCCGAUGUCUUAACCUUUCUGACGAUGUUCUUCGUAAUGUCAUGGCAGCUCUCAAGCAAGGCAUGAAUCAAGGUGUCCAAAAAGGAACACCAAUGGGUGUUGGUCUAAAAAUGAUUCCGUCUUAUGUAAGAGCUAUUCCUAAUGGAACAGAAACUGGUGACUAUUUGGCGCUCGAUCUCGGAGGUACCAACUUCCGUGUGCUUCUGAUUCGUCUUCGAGGAAAAGAGGCUGAGAUGGUCGCAAAAAUUUACGAAAUCCCGAGUUCAAUACAACGAGGAACUGGUGAUGCUCUAUUCGACCACAUUGCCAACUGUAUAGCGAUGUUCUGUGAAGAACAGUUCGGUAAAGGUCACAAGAAGAAGCUGCCGCUCGGAUUCACAUUCUCAUUCCCCUGCAAACAAGAUGGACUGACUAGAGCCAAGCUGAUUCACUGGACCAAAGGAUUCAGUGCCAGCGGUUGCGAAGGUCACGAUGUAGUACAUUUGUUGCGAAAAGCAGUCAAAAGGCGUGGAGAUAUCGAAAUCGAUGUGGUAGCUCUCCUGAACGACACCGUAGGAACGCUAAUGGCAUGUGCGUUCAAAGAAAAUAGCUGUCAGAUUGGAGUAAUCGUUGGAACUGGUACAAACGCCUGUUAUAUGGAAAAAUUAGAAAAUGUACCCAAAUUGAAAGGACAAUGGGAAACCGAUGGUGAUCCACCGAUGAUGAUUAUCAACAUGGAAUGGGGAGCAUUCGGUGAUGAUGGCGCUAUAAAUUUUGUGAUGACAGAAUAUGACAAAACGGUUGACGGUAAUAGUAUCAACCCAACGAAACAACUGUUUGAGAAAAUGAUCUCCGGUAUGUAUAUGGGCGAACUGGCACGUUGUGUAAUGGAAAAAAUGGCAAGGAAAGGAGUUCUCUUCCAAGGAGACGCUGAAGGAAUCAGUAAACGAGACGGCUUCACCACCAAACACGUCUCCGAAGUUGAGACGUGGGUUGUUUGUGGGAUCGAUCUCCACCUGGAGUUGGCUUUGGUCUUCAUGCACAGCGUUCCCUACUGUGGUGUAAUUGCCUGUUCGGUUUUUAGUGAAUUGGAAGAAGGUGGAAAAGAAAAAGGAUUCCCAAGAACACGUGAAAUUCUCCGAGAAAUUGGUGUGAAAAAUAUCAGUAACGAAGAUUGUCUGAAUGUUGCGUAUAUUACUCAAUCAGUCAGCACAAGAGCAGCCUACCUGACGGCGGCAGCAAUCGCUCAGGUGCUUAAUCACAUAAAGAAAGAUUUUGUGGUCACCGUAGGCGUGGACGGAUCUGUAUAUCGUUUUCACCCAAGCUUCAAAAAACUACUUGAACAAAAAAUUACUGCCUUAGUAGACAGCGGUAUUAAGUUUCAACUUAUGCUAUCCAAAGAUGGUAGCGGUAUCGGUGCAGCUGUGGUAGCAGCCGUCGCGACUCGUAUUGCACAUGAAAAGAAAUCAGCAUCAAAAUCGAGAUCGGAUAAGAGCUGA
Messenger RNA from Haemonchus placei, 1599 nucleotides. The record is from the annotation of a GenBank genome assembly. Lineage: Eukaryota; Metazoa; Nematoda; Chromadorea; Rhabditida; Trichostrongylidae.